GCAGCCUUCUUCUCUGGGUUGUUGUCCUCGCCGUUUUGUUGGUUGGCGCUCUGCGCAGGAGUCUCUUUGCGCCCGCGCGCGGCGCCGUAAAAGGGAAAGAAAAUCAGCGAUAAAUUGCUUUUCUUACGAUACCGGCACCAUGGCUGUUGGCACUCUCGCCCUCUUCUACCCGGUCUUCGUGCCGAUGAGCGUCGCGACGCUCGCUUAUGCCGGCCACCGGGCGAUCCAGCUCGACUGGCGCACGCUGAUCACCCACUUCCUGACGGGUCCCGGCCGGACAAGUCGAAUCUUGCUACUCCUCUUCGUGGUGCUAAACUGGAAGAGCAUGCCGCUAGCAUGGACUGUCCGUGUCUUCCACUCAUUCAUGUACCACCUCCUCCCACGACCCAAGAAAUUCCCGCAGCGCGCGCUGUUCCACUACAGCCUGACAUCAAGCCGCACCUCGCUCCUCGAGACGGACUACAACGUGCACAAGAGCAACUCGACGUAUUUCUCCGACCUGGACGUCAGCCGCAGCCACCUGGCGACGUGCCUUCUCGGGCAGGGCAUGCACGUCAUCGGAAACAAUGCCAAGCACAAGCGGGUGCUCGACAAGCAAGGGAACGUGGUGCAGGGCGCCUUCGGCAUCGGGCUGGGCGCGGUGUUCUGCAGCUUCCGCAAGGAGAUUGCGCCGCUGCAGGCCUACGAGAUGUGGAGCCGGGUCCUGUCCUGGGACCGCAAGUGGCUGUACAUUGUCACGCACUUUGUCGUCAAGGGUAAAGUGCGCCCGACGGGUUGGGACGGGAAGCGCAUGGGCCCGACGCGCGCCCGGGUGCAAAAGGUUGACGGUGGGGAGCCGGUGGAGGACUGGAGCAAGUACGUCAUUGCCACAGCCGUGAGCAAGUAUGUGUUUAAGCUGGGGCGGUUUACGGUGCAUCCGGCGCUGGUGAUUGAGGCGGCGGGCCUCCUGCCUGAGAGGCCUGGCGAGGGCUGGACGGGCGGCGAGACGGGCACGGGCACGCCCGAGGAGCUGGGUGAGCUGGACGAGGCCGGGGAGUGGGACUGGAAGCGAGUCGAGUUGGAGCGGCGCAGGGGAAUGGAGUACGCCGAGCACCUUGCUGCGCUGGACGGCACGAAUUCAUUGUUUGAUGGUGGCGAGGAUGGCGCGAUUGGGUACUUUCCUCUGGGAUAGAAGCAUGGCCCGGGGUGUUUGACUUG
Molecule: messenger RNA, 1197 nt
Organism: Canariomyces notabilis
Lineage: Eukaryota; Fungi; Ascomycota; Sordariomycetes; Sordariales; Chaetomiaceae
Exons: 2
Coding region: 140-1171 (343 amino acids)
Source: RefSeq, a predicted model, not a curated record